AAAAAAAAAAAAAAAAACGCCCAUUUGGUCGUCGAGGCUCGGAACUAAAGAUGGAGAAACCCCUGACCAAUCUCAUCACGGCAAAAAGGGUACCUAGUGGUGGGUCUUCUCUCCGUCAUGUCCUGCGUAGCCCAGAUUGUCAUUCUGAUCCUUCUGGCUGUCCUUGCAUCCAAGUUAUACGCCUCGCCACGCCUUCCUAUCACCAGCAACCAAGAAAGCAUGUGGGCGUGGGUUCAGUUUCUGGGAGAAGCGCAAGGCGCCAUGGCUGUCCUCUUGGGAUGGUCGGUGGCGCCAUCGUCGUCACAUCCUGUUGCUGUGAGACGCCGAGGGACAACGUCGUGGGCGUCUAUCGUCCCAGGUGACCCGCGGCGAACGCCACGUCGCGUCCCUUGGCGUCGUGCGCGUGUAGCCCAGUCUCUGAUUCUGGCCGCAUCGUCAUCGUCACCGCAGCGUCAACUCCGCUCCCUCAGCGCCAUCUUCUCCCCAUCUACUUCAUUCUGUCACCACCAGAGUGAGGAGACCCACCACAGUGGCGGUCACCCUCACCUGAAUCACCAUCAUUUCUGCUCUUCUUCGACAGCAUCCAAUGCAGGUCAUUCCGCUGCAUUCCGUCCGAACCGUUCGUUUUCGUCUCUUUCGUCUCAGGCAAGGUCUAUGUCUCAGGGUCCAGUGGCAACCUCGUCGUGCCAUCCGUCGGACGUUCAGCACCAAGGCUUCACGCUCGCUUCUGAGACGCAAGAAAAGUGUUACGCAGAUUGCAUAAGCAAAGUGAUUGUGAGAUAGGGACCAUAUAAAGAACCAGCUCAUUUAAAGGAAAAAAAAAAUAGACAAAAAGGCUAAAAAGGAGCGAACAAGCAUUCUUAUUUAGGUAAAUCAAUCAUGGCAUUACUUAACCUUCUCUGGAAGAAAAAAAAUUUAUUCAACAUGAUAACGAAUUCAACUUUUCCUACAUUUUCCGAGUAAACAUAUGAAAAUUAAGAUCUUAAAAUCUUUCUCCCUCAGAAAAAUAUUCAUAUCAGAAGCACUAAAACAAUAAAACAAGAGCAAACUCAAAUAAAUCGACGACGAGAUGCAUCUUGGAGGAGUGAGAGAAAACACUACGAUGAAACUUGACUGAAGACGCUUCAACAUUGCUGUCGGGCCCUAAAAACGACCAAAUGCUGAUAUGCUAUUAAUGGAGGAAAGGAGAAGUGUUAUGAAAGCCACAUUUGUUUGACUGUCGCCCAAAGGAAUGUAGGCAACGAGGGCUUAAUAUUUUGUGGACAAAAAAAAAAAAAGAGGGAAGUCAGUCUUCUCCGCUAUUUCCUUCAAAUCUACAGGCGUAUAGAUGACUUCAUAUCGUACGGAAACUUCUUGAUGCUUACUCUUUCGGAUCAUCACCCAUUUUUUUUGCCUUCGUGUCUG
Macrobrachium nipponense is the source of this 1404-nucleotide messenger RNA. RefSeq lists its product as uncharacterized. NCBI's taxonomy places the organism in Eukaryota, Metazoa, Arthropoda, Malacostraca, Decapoda, Palaemonidae. The coding region runs from base 118 to 783 and encodes 221 amino acids. The record is from RefSeq and is a predicted model, not a curated record. The transcript is spliced from 2 exons.